Messenger RNA from Pseudocercospora fijiensis CIRAD86, 684 nucleotides. RefSeq lists its product as uncharacterized. The coding region runs from base 1 to 684 and encodes 227 amino acids. Gene Ontology annotation, biological process: pyridoxine biosynthetic process. The record is from RefSeq and is a predicted model, not a curated record. The transcript has a single exon. Gene Ontology annotation, molecular function: pyridoxamine phosphate oxidase activity; FMN binding. Lineage: Eukaryota; Fungi; Ascomycota; Dothideomycetes; Mycosphaerellales; Mycosphaerellaceae.
AUGUCCCACCAAAAAGCCAUCUUCGCCCCCGGCGUGAAAGAAGGCAGUCUGGGAGCCGAACAAUACACAAAAGGCUCGCUCGACGGAUCCCAACUCGACGCCUCACCAUUCAAACAAUUCGCCACAUGGUUCAAACACGCGAACGAAUCCGGAGUCCAUCAACCCGAAACCGUAACCCUUUCCACCGCCACGCUCCCCUCAGGAAAAGUCUCGGCGCGAAUGGUCUACCUCAAAGAAAUGGACGACCGGGGUUUCGUGAUAUAUUCGAAUUGGGGCACGUCGCGGAAAGCGAAGGAUUUCGAGAGCAACCCUUAUGCUGCGCUGACGUUUUGGUGGCGGGAAUUGGAACGACAGGUUAGAGUUGAGGGGCCGGCGGAGAGGUUGUCUUCUGAGGAGAGUCAGAUGUAUUAUGAUACGAGGAUUCGAGGGAGUCGGAUUGGGGCUUGGGCGAGUCGGCAGAGUCUGGUGUUGAAGGAUCGGGAGGAGUUGGAGCAGCGGGUUAGGGAUGUUGAGGAGAGGUUUGAAGGGGAGGAGAAGAUUCCGGUUCCGGAGUUUUGGGGUGGGUUGAGGGUGAAGCCUGAGAUUGUGGAGUUUUGGCAGGGAAGACCGAGUAGGUUGCAUGACCGAUUUCAGUAUUCGAAAGAUGAGAGGGGGGAGUGGAAGAUUCAGAGGUUAAGUCCUUGA